Botrytis byssoidea is the source of this 4793-nucleotide messenger RNA. RefSeq lists its product as uncharacterized. The coding region runs from base 388 to 4104 and encodes 1238 amino acids. NCBI's taxonomy places the organism in Eukaryota, Fungi, Ascomycota, Leotiomycetes, Helotiales, Sclerotiniaceae. The transcript has 4 exons. The record is from RefSeq and is a predicted model, not a curated record.
UUGCAAACAAACUGUACUGUACACCUUUUUUUCUAGCUUUUUCCUUUUUUGAUUUUACUUUUCAUCUUCCUAUUCCAUACAUUCAUUCUCUUCAAUUGUGUAUUUUUGUUUCACUUUCAGAUCUUCAUUAAUUCGCAAUUCCGCUUUCAUCAGAUGCUCGUCCAGCAAGCAAGCAAGCAUACCUACCCUACCUAUCUACCUCUCCAGCGAUACAUUUGCAGCUAUCGUAGCUUAAUCCGGUGAAAUUUCCUAUUUCCUACUAAACUUCAUAGACAUUAAAACCCGCAACGUCUGCCGCAUGAAUGUUCCUGAAGAACCUAAUCAUUCAGAUUUGGCUUUGCAGUCCAGCUUAGCAAGAGUUUUUCCCGUCGAAAGAAAAGUUAUGAGAUGGCGCCCAAAGGAUCUCGGCGAAAGAGUUUAAGUCUCCUUUCCAGAGCAUCAUUUUCCAAUCUCGCGCACAUCAACACCGACAUCAACAAUGGCAACACGAACGACAAGGAACAGAAGGAUAAGAAGAAGCUGAGCAAAAGAAGUUCGAUCUUUGGCAGUCUGACGCCUUCAAUGUACAUCGAUACAGAAAAUACAAGCCAUAGUCCUACUAAAGCCGACGCCCACUCUCCCAAAUUGCGACCUCGUACACUACAGAAAGGCAGACCAACUUCGUUAUUCGGCUCCUUGGGGAGAAGGUCUAUGACCGAUGUGGAUGAGGAUAAGGAGGUUACCGGCACAACUCCUGAAUCUCCUGAAGAGGAGUAUCACUAUCUUGCGGCGGGCAUUCUCAAUGCGAGUAGUGCCGUUUCGAUACUCCACCAUGGCGAAGUCCAGACGACGACUUCGAUGUUUAGAAAGAAAAAGGAAUACCUAGUCCUGACGGAUACGCACUUGACACGAUUCAAGAGCAUGGCGCGAGCGAUAGAGGCAUUCCCAAAUAUACAACCGGCGCACUUGCGUCAAUCUCAUCGCCAGUCAUCCACUGCAUCAAUAGGGUCGCUACAAGAAGUACAGUCUCAAGCUUCGCAUGCAUCAACGGAGGGCGAAAAUAGAAUUCCUCUGGGUCAGGUUGUCACAGUCUACAAGAUGGAGGAUGGGCGGCCAUUUUUCACAACCGAGGUCGUGUUUUUAGACGAGGAUUACCAUGGAGUAGGAUCCAUUCAGCUUAUGUUACAUGACCCAAAGGAUGCAGAUCUAUGGUCCACUUCAAUCAGAGCGGCUGCGCAGAAAGCCAGACUCAUGAUGCCGGAGCCAUACCCCGAACGAGUUGUCCGAUACCUCGUGCAGACCCUGGAGGGAGUUGAUGACUACGAUUCGAACCAUUUCCAGGUAUUCAGAGUUGUCAAACGAGCUCCAUUAGCAAAGAGCGCGCGCUCCUCAUCGGACGAUCUUCAAAAACUUGGAUCAUCAGUGUUCUAUAUGGUUAUUGGCAUAAAUCGAUUGCAUCUGAUACCCCUACCCGAUUUUAGCCUGCCUUCCGGUGCCCUUUUUCAUCCAAAAUCAUGUCGAAAUUCGUACGGCCUUGUAUCCCUAGUUGCAAUGAACGUGCAGUAUUCUGAUGAUCGAUUUGAGCUCGCAUUCAGAACACCACUUCAACAAGCCAAGAUGCUCGAGUUAGCAGCAUCAGCCACACACGAUAUUGCGGUGGUCAUCUUUCAAGCCAUACAGUAUCUCAAACCAGCAUGGCUAGACUAUAACUUCACGUUCAACGGGCCCAUGCGUCUACUGGAGUCUGGCGAUAUCCCUCUAGUUCACGAAGAAGAGGAGUAUGGGUGUUUUGAUAGAACCUUGGUUGCUUAUUGCAUGGCCUAUAACUGUAAUCCCGUGAAUAUAAAAUACGCAGUUGAUUGGAACGUUGAGGAUGCUCCAGAAUUUCGUCUCUACCCUCCUGCCAUGACGGCUAAAUAUACGAUUUACGAACUGCUUGCUAUUUUCAGGUCUUUACGAUAUAACGAAUCUUUUCGCUCAAUUUCUUUUGCAGAUAUCGAUCUUCAUUGUAUGCAUGGUAUUGUGGAUUCCUACGGUAUAGAUCACGUAGCUUGGACUACUCGAGUAGGGAUCGCGAUAGAUACCUACUUCACCAUGAAGCCACAGGAUGGAUCACUAUUAUACCAAGAAGUUCAAGCACUUGCUCUAAAGUCACUGCAGCUUCGAAAGGUAGAUGUCAGUAAUGCUCUUCCCAGAAGAAGACCGCGAGAUACCUUUGAUGAUGAAGGGGGUGUUCUACAGAAAGAUCCGGGUUGUGAAAUUACUGCAGCAUUGAUGCCAUUGUGCCGCGCACAAUUGACCAAUGUUAAUUGGAUUGUUCUUAACGGAAUUGAGCUGGGAGAAACAGAUCUUGAUGCGAUGAUUCCUGCGCUGAACAAUCCAAAAGCUGAGAUUAGAGCGAUCGAGUGCUCGCGCUGUGGACUUAGUGAUCGAGGGAUAAUGCAACUUUUGACUCAUUUGGAGCGACAAAACCAAACACUAGAGUGCAUCAAUAUAUCUAACAACCCCGGGAGAAUUCUUCUUGAAAGAUUUCAAGUAUCCAUGAGUCGUUUCUCGCACGUUCGCAAGCUCGACCUUUCCAUGAUCACUCGUACAUCUGGUGAUCAACCACUUUUUGUCCCUGAAGUUAUGCUCUCUUGGAGAUUGGAGGAGCUGAUUUUGAAUGGCAUUCCUGUAAACGAUCAAACUUUGGACACAAUUUCUGCCUAUCUUACAAGUGAUAUGUCAGAUCAACUUCGCACCUUACAGAUGGAUCAGUGCAAUUUGAGUGGAUCGCACGUUGCUCUUCUCAUGAGAGCUAUGACUCGAGUCGCUGGCCAACCUCGUGAUUUGGAGCUUCACGUAAGUGCCAACCGACUCGAGAAGGGGAUAAGUGAUUUUGUGAAAGCUAUUCAAGAAAAUUUCACUCCCACCAAACUCGUGGUUCGGAUGAUCGAAUUUACAAAAGAGGACUACUUCAAGCGAUUACUGGAAGCCCUGCGCACCAAUACUACGAUUCAGGUCCUGGAUAUUUCGAAAGCGUCCCUUCCAUACGAUGCAAGUCCGGAGACAUGUGAAACCAUGCAGAGAGUUUUCGCUGAGAACACCACACUGGAGGACUUGGAUAUUUCUGGAGAACAGGCACAUCUGGAGGUUACUCGAUUCGGAAUAGGCUUGAAUCAGGCAUUGACCGGUCUCAAAAAGAACAAUACUUUGAAAUCUCUUCGUAUAGAGUACCAAAACCUGGGUCUGGAAGGAGCGAACACCCUCUCCUCUGUUUUGGAAGAGAAUAGGGGUUUGACUCAUAUCUUCUGUGAACACAACGAUAUCAAUCUUCAAGGAUUCACCAUACUCGUCAAUGCUAUUGCAAAGAACCACACUGUUCUUGAAGUUCCCUACAUGCGAGACGAUCAAGAUAUCGCUAUGAAACGAAUGAGUGCCAGUAUGAGGGAUACACGCCGUGCCACGAGCUCUUCGGGCCGCGAAAACCACCACGUGAAAAGUUCAGUGAAGCGAACAUUGAAAACCUUUGGGGUCGGGGUUGAGAAGCCUAUAAAACUAGAAUUGACACCUCAAGAUGUUGAUCAAGUGGUAAAGGUCUUGGCCGAGAAGUGGAAUACGGAGAUUGGGAGAUUAUCCAUGUUCUUGGAAAGAAACAGAAACAUAGCUAUGGGCGUGGAGGGAUACGAUCCUGUUGAAACUAUAGGCGAACAUGCCAUGCGUCCUACCACAGCCAUGAGUGACCGAGGAAUUUUAGAACAGGUUUUGAGCAACACGACGCCUAAGAUUGAACUGGGAAAUCCAGUCGAAAUCACAAAUGAUCGAUUUUCUGGCAUGACGCCUUUAGCAGAGGUACUUAAUCCUAUGGAAAUGGAAAACGAGAGGCCCGUGGAUGACAUGGAGAAUAUUCAAUUCAAACGUAUACAUUACAAACGCAGUAAGGAUGGAGGUCUACUGCCUGAUUUGCCUUCUUUGGGUAGUGAAAGUAUGUUUGGAUUGGAGGAGAGGGAAGAUACUACUCAACUUAAACCCAAACGCAUAUCUUACAAACGCAGUAAGGAUGGGGGCUUGCUGCCUGAUUUGGGUCCGUUGGGUAAUGAGAAGAUGUUUGAGUUGGACAAUGGGUUGUUUGAAAUGGAAUCUUGAUUCUUGGAAUUCAGAUUUAGUACUUUGCACAUGGUUUGUUUGUGCGAUCAUUGCUUGCUUUAAGUCGCGUUGCAUUGGGACGGAGUUACGGAAUUGGUUUACUACUUUACUCGCACUAAAAGCAAAAAAGUGAAUGCAUACUUGCAAGCGCGCGUGGCAUAGAAUACAGCUAUACGGCUAGUAACAGGGAUAGGGAAUACUUCUUACUUUUGUCUCAUGGUUGGAUUAAUGGAAGGGUAGUCGGGAAGUGCAGUCGCAUGCAUAUCUGCAUAUUGAGGGAUGGACGGAUUGGGAUGGUUAGCGAGGGAUACAAUCAUUGAAUUGGGUGAACUUGACUAUAUUAAAGAUACAGGUACAUGGAGGGGGGAAGGGUGUUUUUAGGAGUAUUUAUGCUUGCAUUGUUCAUUGAUAGGCGUUGGAAGAUUUGGGAGAUCUUUUUUGAUAGGGCGUUAGGAAACGAGAUUUUGAGAUGUUGAAUAGAGUGCACUUUGUUGCACACAUAGCUUGAGCGAUUGGUGAGGGAUCUUUGUGUUCUGGAAGUUUGUUGAAUAUAUUAUGAAGGGGGGAUGCAUGGUUAGUUGGUUGGAUGGAUGCGUGAUGGAUGGAUAUACCAAAUGAGCAAGCAUUUCGUACAGUCAUGAAUUGAAAAUACCUAGGUAGAUUGAAAUCAAUUUAUUUUACAUAUAUCA